This is a messenger RNA of Trichoderma aggressivum f. europaeum, 807 nucleotides long. RefSeq lists its product as uncharacterized. NCBI's taxonomy places the organism in Eukaryota, Fungi, Ascomycota, Sordariomycetes, Hypocreales, Hypocreaceae. The coding region runs from base 1 to 807 and encodes 268 amino acids. The transcript is spliced from 2 exons. The record is from RefSeq and is a predicted model, not a curated record.
AUGUCAGGAUUCCAGAUCGCCGGAAUUGUUCUUGGCGCUUUUCCCAUCGCCAUUAAUGCUCUCGAGGCAUAUCAGGACAUUGCGGAACGGGUUGGCCUUUUUCUCACCAUCAAAAACGAAUACAUAAAUUGGAAGAAUGAGCUGAAUUUCCAUAAGCUAUCAUUUACAAUCAACAUGAGACAGCUUCUGCUUCCUCUCGUAGCAGAUGACGACAUGAUUGCAGAACUCCUCAACGCACCAGGGGGCGAUCGUUGGCAAGAUAAGUCUGUUGCGGAACUCUUGGAGAAGCGUCUUGAAGGCUCCUAUGAACUAUAUAUGCAAUACAUACAGAAUAUGAGACGGAUAUUGGAAGAAAUAAACAGAGAGCUUCUCAUUGACUCCGAAUGGGCACAGAAAUUGCUUGCCAACUCAAAACUAACAUCAAGCAAACGAAUGAAACUUAAAACAUUCUUCUCAAAAGAGGGACUUGCGCAUCAAGUAUACAAAUUCAAGCUUUGCAACAAUGAAGCCCUGCGCAAAAGACUCUUUGGUGAACUCCAGGAAUAUAACGACAAGCUAGAAAGACUAUUGAAAACCAGCGAUGAAGGCUUACGCAUAUCGACACAUAGAAAGUCAACCCAACAAUCACAAACAAAUGACUUAGCCAUGUGCGGUUUCUGGAAGAAGGCGAAGAGCGCUUAUCAAGCACUGGCUUCUGCUUGGACUUGCCAAUGUCAACAACAUGACGCAAAACUGCUGCUCCAACAUCGGGUAGCAGGGAAGGCGGAGUUUGAUAUCACUCUGAAUGGGCGUAUUGCUGCUGAUUAA